Solenopsis invicta (red fire ant) is the source of this 1330-nucleotide messenger RNA. Its product is annotated as succinate dehydrogenase [ubiquinone] iron-sulfur subunit. Lineage: Eukaryota; Metazoa; Arthropoda; Insecta; Hymenoptera; Formicidae. Gene Ontology annotation, cellular component: mitochondrial membrane. The record is from RefSeq and is a predicted model, not a curated record. Gene Ontology annotation, biological process: respiratory electron transport chain; tricarboxylic acid cycle; aerobic respiration. Gene Ontology annotation, molecular function: iron-sulfur cluster binding; electron transfer activity. Bases 272 to 1234 code for a protein of 320 amino acids. The transcript is spliced from 5 exons.
UUCUCUACUGAAAUUCGACGCAAGUUCUAGAUCAUCUAAAGCGGAUUUUAAAUCGUCGAAGGCGUCUCGAAUUGAUGGCAUAAAUUCGUCACGGACUGUUCGUGAAGUUCGUCCGCUCGAUGAUAUUUUGUUCGCGUGACGUUUGACGAGAUAAUCGCAGCUGCGACGAGACGUAAUGAUUGAAAUAGCGCGACGUGACAACACGAAGACAUCGUCCUCGAGAUAAUAUUGUGCGGGAGGCGGUGGCAGGCUGCUAGACAGGGGGUGGGUCAUGCACGCUGCUGUGAGCCGCUUCUGGUCGCGUGGACUCGCGCAUGUUCGCGGAUCGAGGUUGUCGACAUCGGUCAAGAAGACCACGACCGAGCUGGACGCGGCGGUGGCGGCGGAGGUCACGAGCAUUACGGAGUGCAAAACGUCUUUAAAAGAGAAAAAAGUUGUACCGAAGCUACAAAUUGUACGCGUAUAUCGAUGGAAUCCGGAAACGCCAAACGUAAAGCCAUAUAUGCAGCAAUUCAGCGUGGAUUUGAACAAGUGCGGCACGAUGGUGCUGGAUGUGUUGACGUGUAUCAAAGCGCAGCACGAUCCGACGUUGUCCUUCCGGAGAUCCUGUCGCGAGGGCAUCUGCGGAUGUUGCGCGAUGAAUAUAAACGGCGUGAACACCUUGGCUUGUAUAACAAAGAUAAAAGAAUCUCCGCAACCGCUAAUCAUCUAUCCUCUACCGCACACGUACGUGAUUCGCGACUUGAUACCGGACAUGGGGCAGUUCCUGGAACAAUUCCGGAAAAUCGAUCCAUAUUUAAAGCGACCAGCUGAGGACGACUUCCUCGGUUAUCGGCAAAUUCUGCAAAGCUCAAGGGAUAGAAGCAAACUUGACGGUUUGUACGAGUGUAUAAUGUGCGCAUGUUGCACAUACUCGUGUCCUCCUUACUGGUGGCUCGGCGACAAGUACUUAGGGCCUGCAGUGUUACUGCAGGCAUACAGGUGGGUGAUAGAUUCGCGAGAUAUGGCACAUGAGGAGCGACUAGCGAAGCUGCGAGAUUUCUAUUCAGUUUAUCGAUGUCACACUAUCUUUAAUUGCACCAAGACGUGUCCAAAGGGUCUAAAUCCGGGAAAAGCAAUAGCGCAAUUAAAACGUCUACUGGCCGGACUUACGAAGAAAGAGAAACCAGACCUUGAAACACCACUUCCGAAUCCCUGCAAUGGUGAAGAGCAAUAUUUAUGCAGAAAGGAAUAAAAAAAAUAUAUAUAUUAAUGACAAAACAACACAAUUCGCGAAAUGUUCUUUAUUGUAUAGAACCCAUUACUUUGAAUAAAAAACUUUGUAUAAUUA